ACAUUGUUACUUCAAUCUCUCUCUCUCCAACCUUUCUCGCGAUUUACAGAACGCAUCCAUUUCCUGUAUCCUCUUGUUGCUGUUUCUUCCGUUUCGGUCUUCUCGGAACGACCUUCAUCCUCCAUUUCAUGGACUGUUUGCACGAAAUCCAGCACGGAAUUAGUCUAACCUCUCUCUCGAACAAACCCAUUUGAUAUUUAAAGGGGUUUCUACCUUUCGUUUUCUUUGAAUCUCAUCGUACAUCGAUUGGAUUUCCCAUACCCUUUUGUCUUGAAAUCAUGAGGCCAACUCAGCCACCUCUCGCUGCUGGAGCUCCCAAUCGUGACCGUAAGCGGUUUGGCCGUAAAGACCUGACCUUGCCAAUGCCGCCGCGUGACCAUUCAAGAGCGGUGCCUCUUCCUCUUCCGCCGUCCAGCUCGGCGCCCUCGACCAGUCACCAUGCCGGCCCUGUUCACCAGCUUAUCCCCUUCUCCGAGCUCGAACGGCUCAACCGAAUCGGUAGCGGGGCCGGCGGUACCGUAUAUAAGGUCGUCCACCGACCUACCGCUCGGGUUUUCGCGUUGAAGGUUAUAUACGGCCAUCACGAGGACUCCGUGCGUCGACAGAUCCAUCGCGAAGUCCAGAUCCUUCGGGACGUGGAUGACCAGAACGUGGUCAAAUGUUACGAUAUGUAUGAUCACAACGCUGAAAUCCAAGUGCUUCUCGAGUUCAUGGACGGUGGGUCCUUGGAAGGGCAACACAUCCCCGACGAGCAGCGCCUUGCAGAUCUAGCUCGUCAGAUUCUCCGUGGCCUCGCCUACCUCCAUCGCCGCCACAUCGUUCACCGAGACAUCAAGCCCUCGAAUCUUCUGAUCAACUCGCGCAACCAAGUCAAGAUUGCGGACUUCGGUGUGGGUCGGAUUCUCGCGCAAACUAUGGAUCCGUGUAAUUCAUCGGUGGGGACGAUCGCAUAUAUGAGCCCCGAGAGAAUCAAUACGGACAUCAACGAUGGACAAUACGAUGCGUAUGCUGGCGAUAUAUGGAGCCUUGGAGUGAGUAUACUGGAAUUUUACAUGGGUAGAUUUCCCUUUGCGGUCGGAAGGCAAGGGGAUUGGGCCAGUUUGAUGUGUGCGAUUUGUAUGUCUCAGCCGCCGGAGGCUCCAGCGACGGCGUCGACUGAAUUUAGGGAUUUCAUAUCGCGCUGUUUGCAGAGAGAUCCGUCGCGGAGGUGGACGGCGACGAGAUUGUUAGGGCAUCCUUUUAUAAAUCCGGGAAUUCGACAACAGAAUCCAGUUCAUCAGAAUCUUCAUCAACUGCUACCUCCUCCUCGCCCGCUUUCUUCCUAGUUCUCUUUUUUCUUCUUCCUUUUUAAUCAUAAAAUGACUUCCUGUAAUUUUUGAAAAGAUGAGUUGGGAUUUGAUUCCUAGGGAAAAAUUGUAGAAUGGGGUGUCAGACUCAAAUCGAAUCAAUCUUGUCUUGAUAAGGUUUACGAGGGAAGGAAAUAUCUGUCACAUUGGGUAGCUCAAGACUCAUUGCAUUCUUUCAGCUCUACAUAUUCAAUGACAGAUCAAACUUAAGAGAAUGUUAUGCAAUUGGCAUUUUGAAGCCCUCAUACCUUCUGUUGUUGCCUUUUCUGUUCAUACAUAAUUUGGUAAUUUUGGGAUUGACAAUGAAUGAA
Molecule: messenger RNA, 1657 nt
Organism: Neltuma alba
Lineage: Eukaryota; Viridiplantae; Streptophyta; Magnoliopsida; Fabales; Fabaceae
Product: mitogen-activated protein kinase kinase 5-like
Exons: 1
Coding region: 279-1325 (348 amino acids)
Biological process (GO): protein phosphorylation
Cellular component (GO): cytoplasm
Molecular function (GO): protein serine/threonine kinase activity; ATP binding
Source: RefSeq, a predicted model, not a curated record